Sander lucioperca (pikeperch) is the source of this 1390-nucleotide messenger RNA. It is a transcript of the gene rcvrn2, whose product is annotated as recoverin 2. The transcript is spliced from 4 exons. The coding region runs from base 277 to 858 and encodes 193 amino acids. Lineage: Eukaryota; Metazoa; Chordata; Actinopteri; Perciformes; Percidae. Gene Ontology annotation, molecular function: calcium ion binding. The record is from RefSeq and is a predicted model, not a curated record.
CGCAUUAACUUAAUUAACCCAGUCAUCCAUGGUAGGAGUGUGUUUCCCCCUGCCCUCCUGAUCUCUCACUGUCUUACUGCUGAGACACACACUCAGUUCUCCAGCCAUCAUCUGCCACACAACACACAGGGUGUCUUUGGCCUUUAUACAUCAACAGGAGAGGUCAAGCCAGUGAACAAAUAUUUUUGAACAGGAGAAGAUAAACUCAGGUGGCAAAUAUUUGCAAGUGAGUAUAGUCAGAACUGACACAUUACUAAGACACUGAGAGCAUCUACCAUGGGAAAUUCAACCAGUAGCGCAAUUUCAAAGGAGAUCCUGCAGGACCUGAAGCUCAACACCAAAUUCACUGAAAAUGAGAUCUCUCAGUGGUAUGAGAACUUUCAGACGCAGUGCCCAACGGGACGCAUAACACCUGAAGAGUUUGAGCAGAUCUACACCCGCUUCUUCCCUGACAGUGAUUCCAAGAGCUAUGCACGACAUGUGUUUCGCUCCUUUGACACCAACGAUGAUGGCACUUUGGACUUCAAGGAGUACAUCAUCGCACUGCACAUGACCUCCACUGGGAAGACGACCCGGAAACUGGAGUGGGCCUUCUCGCUGUUUGAUGUGGACAAGAACGGAUACAUCAACAAGACAGAAGUGACGGAGAUCUGCCAGGCCAUAUUUAAGCUGAUCCCCAAGGAGGACCAGAGCAAGUUACCAGAGGAUGAGAACACACCCGAGAAGAGAGCCAACAAGCUGUGGUCUUACUUCGAAAAGAAAGACAACGAGCGACUGGCUGAAGGAGAGUUCAUCAAAGGAGUGAUUGAAAAUGAGAAUGCAAUGCGUCUUAUCCACUAUGAACCAAUUAAACAAUAAAGUCAUUCCUAUUUUAUCCCCUCUCAUUAGACUCUCUUAAACUUUUACUUUUUCUCAGCCUCACAUGCUUCCUCCUCCCUCCUCUUUCAUCCACUCAAUACCUCCGUGUAAAUACUCUUCUCUGCAGUGUCUUGGUUGCAAUUAACCUUUCAGUAAGUUUUCAUUUGUCAUAUUGGUUUACUAUCAUGUUUGUCUAUUAAUUUAUGUGAAAUAGAAGCUAAAAGAGGUAAAUUAUGGCAUAGUGUUUAAAAUGUGUACAGCUAAAAAUAAGAUUUAUGGUGACUAUUAUUGAUGCGAUACAUAUAUACAUUCAGAAUGUGUAUUAUAAAUGUGUCCUACUGUUUAAAUGGUUCAAAAAUGUUUUGACUCUGGAGAAAUUAAUGGUAAUGGCAAAUCUAAGUAUCAUACCCAAUUGUUAGCUCACUUAAGUUUUUUGUUUUUUUUACAUAACUGGAAAUGUCUUAAUAGACAUGGUAGCUCUGAAGUGUUGUACUCUAUUCACUGUACAAUCAAUUAAAUAUUUUCUCAUAAA